This is a messenger RNA of Prorocentrum cordatum, 3411 nucleotides long. The record is from the annotation of a GenBank genome assembly. Lineage: Eukaryota; Dinophyceae; Prorocentrales; Prorocentraceae.
AUGGCGCGCUCCUCGCGGGGUGGCGGCAGCGGCAGCAGGCGCAGCAGGACGUACUGGAUGUGCAGCAGCGGUGGGUGGAACUGGGACUGGCGCACCACGUGCCUUGGCUGUGGGCACGCUGCCCCGCCAUGGGCGCUGGAAGCAGCAGCAGCCAAGGCCAAGCCCCAGGCUGAUAAGGACGGCUGGGUGGAUCAGCCGCGCGGGCGCCGUGCCCAGCGGCAGGCCCGCAGUGCUGCAACGUGCGCGGCCACCUCCAAGUCGCAGGCCUCGGCGUCGGGCGACAGUGGGACGCCCAGCGGCAGCGGCGCCACGGCGAUCGAGAGGCUGCAAGUGGCGGUCGAGCAGCUGGAGGCGCUGCAGGCAGAGCCGCCCGACGGGGUCGAUUGCUGCUUCACCGACGUCGUCGCCAGCCAGUUGAGGGCCAAGCGCGCCGAGCUGGCCGAGGGCCAGCGGGCUGCAGCGGAGCAGAAGGCGUCCUCCAUGCCGCUGCCGAUGCUGCUCCACAAGGAGCUGCAGAAGGCCCAGGAGGAGCUGGCGCAGCUCGACGCGGAGGUGGAGGAGGCCAGCCGUGCGCUCCACGUCCUCGAGGAGGAAGCCCGAGUGGAGGCCGCUGCGCAGCUGCGUCAGCGCGCGGCCGAGUGGGCAGGAGCCAGCCAGGUCCCAGGGCUCCUCAUGCAGCUGGACAAGCUGCCCGAGGCGUGGGGCCCCAGCAACUUCGAGGUGGCGUGGGCGGCCAUUCGCUCCCAGGUGGAGGCGGUGCGUGCGCAGCUCGCCGAAGCCCCUGCGGUCCCGAGGAGAGUACCCUGGGCGGAGUCGUGCCCCAUGGACGAGAUCAGCAGCGAGGGCGGCGACCUUGCAGGAGGCAGCGGGCCUUGGCAGCCGCAGUGCGCCGUUGAGCGCGGCCAGGCCGAACGUCGCGGCGACGCCCGCGGCGAGUUGCCGAAGGUCGCCCAGGCGUGCAAGCGGGAGCUGGCGGCCGAGGCUGAGGCGAGAGGCCACGGCAGUCGGGCGCGUAGCCACGCCAGAGGCGCUAAGCCUUGGCAGCAGGAGGGCGGCGGCGCCGAAGCGGCCCGCAUCGGCGGCAAGCGGCCCCUCGACCUCGGGAGUGCGCAGGCCCCACCAGCGCCAGGCCAAGCUGCGACGGCAGCUCAGGAUGUCCGCAGCGGGCUGGAGGAGCUCGGGAUCAACGGCAACGCAUUGAGGAGGGGCCUGGAGGUGAUCGAGGCCUCGGACUCUCGCAACGGGGCCCCGCCGCACCUUGUGAUGCUCCAGGAGACCCGCCUGGCUCCGCACAGCCUGGAGGAGGCCAGAGGAGCAGCGCGGCGCAUGGGAUAUACGGCGUUCCUCCACGCGUCGGCGCCCACGGACAAGGAGGGCCCGCUGGCGAACUCAGGCGGCGUCGCAGCCUUGGUUCGCAGCGACCUGCAGGCAGCUGUGAUAGCCUGGCAGGCCCCGAGCGACCUGAGGCAUUGCAUGAUUGGCCUCAACCUCGACAUCCUCGCCGCCUUCGGCGACACGGUGCUCCACCAGAGCCCGCGGUUCAUCUCCUUCGUGGGCCUGGCCACCGGGUCGUGCAGCACCAACGGGGCAGUUUUGGCGGGGUGUGCGUAUGCCACCACUGUGGCCAAGCUGCCUGUGUUGGCAGCCCUCCGCGCCGCCUCAGCGGGCGGCAGGCCACUGGUUGUCGCUCGCAACGUCGUCAGCGACAUCGCGCUGCAGACCGUAGGCACGGAGCAGCUGGUCGCCGCGCGGCUCGGCAGCGCUGGGCUGGAAGUGGCUCGCCGCGUCCGUGGUCAGACCUUUCCCCUCAGUGCUGCCAGGGCGACCUUCCUAGCUUCGAGGCCCAGCCUUGGACGCCAGCGCGGUGAGUGCGGGAAGUCGCAAGGCUGGACCUUCCGUAAGACGUUGCAGGCCGGGAACCUCGGCACGGACGCCGCCAACACGAGGAGAGGAGUACAUGAUGGCCGAGUCCGAGCUGCAGGAGCGCUUCGCCGAGCGCGCAGGCUGGGCUGCCUUCGAGCCGCUGGCGUGGAGGUGGACCCGAUCCACAAGGCUGGGCCCACGGCCAGCAUGGCGUGGGGUCGCACGGUCACGGGCAACGCGGACGGCGAGCUACACAGAUGGAGGCUUGCGGCCUGCCGCAGCGCAGGAGCGCUCCCCAUGGGCGCGGAGCGAUGGCUGCGCAUGCGCUGUGCCGAGCUCAGGAGGAGGCGUGACCUGGAUCCUGCAGCCCUCACGGCAGGCCACGCAGUCCAGAUGAUGGCGGGCCUGCUGCAGACAGGCGAGCUGCCGCCCAGGGUGAUGGAGCGCGGGCUGGAGGCGGCGGCGACCAGUCACGCAAGAGCUGACACGCCAUGGAAGCACUGCGCCUCCCCCUUCGACGCGGUGGUGCUGACCCGUGCGCGGAUCGACUGGCACUUCAAGCCCGAGCGGUGCAUGGUCACGGACAUCGGCGAUGAGCUCGGCCUCGUGCACCUCGGGUCUCGGGAGCUGGACUUGGAGGCUGGCCUUGGCGCUCGGCGUGCGUCUCUUCGCCAUGAGAUGCGGAAGCUCAGCCAUGACACCCACCUGCAGCGGCCACUGCACUGGGACGCCAUCGCCGAUGAUAAGCUCAACGGCAAGCUGUACCUCGGUGGCUCGGCGCUCGAGCCGCAGUUCGGCGCCUUGCGCUGUGCGGGCUGGGCCAUAGCGCAGUGCGAUGACGACGGUAACCUGGGGGCAGGGGUCUACGGCACCGUCUGGCGCGACCGCUGCCCGCAGCAGACGGCCAAGGACGGGCGUGCGUACGCCACCGCUCCCGGCAGGGCGAACGCCCACCUAUGGUGCAAGAUUCUGGCAGCCUUCGAGCCAGGCGCUUUCGAGGUGAAGAAGGUGCCAGCCCCCUGUUCGAGGCAGGCAGCGCUCGACGGGCUCCUGGCGGAGGCCCAGAGGCGCGGCAACGAGCACGCCGACCGCCUCGCCGAGAUGGGCGCCAAGACGCAUGCAGUGGACAGGCUGACGGUUGGCGUGCACCAUGCGCUCGCGGAGAUCGCGCAGGACACCCAAGAGCUCGUGGCAUGCUCCAAGUGCGGCGCCUACAUGACGCUGGGCGGCCGCUCAGGGGUUAGGCCUCGCCUCAAGGAGCGGUGCCCAGGAGAGGGCAUCCCUGCGCUGCGCUCACAGGGCCCAGUGCCUGAGCACGCGCAGGAGCGGUACCUGGAGUGGCCUGGCACUGCAGCGGAGCCAGCUGUAGACUCCUCGGCCACUGCGAGCAGUGCAGGCAGCGCCCCAGCGGCAGCUGCGGAGCCGCAAGCCUUCGGGGUCACCGAGGAGGAGUUCGCCGCCGCGGCCGGCGCUGCAGUCGACGCCCUGGAGGACCGCAGGGUGCGCCGCCGCAUGGCGCGCCGUGGCGGCCCGACCGUGAGUGAGUGA